AUGCAGCAGCGAUGGGUGAGGAAAGGGGGAGUAGAGGGGUCCCCGGCUGAGGAUGUGGGUGGACUCAGGGCUGCAGCAGAACUGAGCCAAGUUCCAGAGGAGGACGAGUUCCUGGGUCUGGGGGAGCUGCCGGAGACCUUCCCCUCGGACCCCCCGGAGCCUCUGCCGGUCUUCCUGAUGGAGCCGGAGGAGGCGUACAUCGUCAAGAACAAGCCGGUCAACCUGUACUGCAAGGCCACGCCCGCCACGCAGAUCUACUUCAAGUGCAACAGCGAGUGGGUGCACCAGAAGGAGCACACGGUGGAGGAGCGGGUGGACGAGAACUCUGGCCUGGUGGUGCGAGAGGCCAGCAUCGAGAUCACCCGGCAGCAGGUGGAGGAGCUGUUCGGGCCGGAGGACUUCUGGUGUCAGUGUGUGGCCUGGAGCUCGGCCGGGACCACCAAGAGCCGCAAAGCUCACGUCCGGAUCGCCUGUGAGUAA
This is a messenger RNA of Knipowitschia caucasica, 480 nucleotides long. The record is from the annotation of a GenBank genome assembly. NCBI's taxonomy places the organism in Eukaryota, Metazoa, Chordata, Actinopteri, Gobiiformes, Gobiidae.